UAAUUGUCAGCUACAUUCACACUCACAAACAAAGCUGCUUAUGGAAUUUAUACAAAGGUGGGGGCUAUAGAAGGGUCAUACGUAUAUGUAUAAUAUUCGCUCUUUCUUCUUGAAUCGCUAAUAGCUUGUGCGUCGCAACUUAAUCCUGUUUAAUUUUAUAUACAUUCAAAAAAAAUUAUGGCAGGAACUUACUUAUGGGUCCGAGCCUUUAGGGAGCAGAAAGAAAUGAAAUGGUACGAAAACAUUUGGGUUCGUGGGCUUGACGCUCCCCUCUGGGAGAAGUAUAAAAAAGAAUUUACUCUUCCCGAAGAAACAGAGGAGGACCCUCAAGCAGCGGACAAAUACGUUAUGGUGAAUUCAUGCGAAAAUCCUGCAUUAAUAGGGGACGUGUUGAACUUUUUAUCAGAAAAUGGGUACCACGUCGUUUCAUCAUUGGGGGUAUACGAAGAUUCCGUUUGGACAUUGUAUAAGAAGAAAUGAUUAUUACUUAUCACAUUGAACAUAAAACUUUAACGAAUACUUAAUCAAACUGUUGAAAUGUUAAAGUUAUUUUUCAUAUAAUAAAUAAAAAAAAUAAUAAUA
This is a messenger RNA of Microplitis mediator, 582 nucleotides long. RefSeq lists its product as uncharacterized. Gene Ontology annotation, biological process: negative regulation of biosynthetic process. Bases 178 to 480 code for a protein of 100 amino acids. The record is from RefSeq and is a predicted model, not a curated record. NCBI's taxonomy places the organism in Eukaryota, Metazoa, Arthropoda, Insecta, Hymenoptera, Braconidae. The transcript is spliced from 4 exons.